UCAAAAAUUCGCCACAUUCGCCACCAAAACAAUGUCAGUUCUAGUGGGAGGCGGUACGGGAUUCAUUGGAAAACGCUUAGUGACGCUACUGAGAUCCAGCGGCUAUGACGUAACAGUUGUUUCCCGAAUGCCCGGACUCAAUCGGAUUACCUGGCAUGAUUUAGAAGCCCAAGGAUUGCCUCGAGGGACGACAGCUGUGGUAAAUCUAGUCGGUCAAAAUGUUCUCGAUCCCACCCGAAGGUGGACACCGGGUUUCAAACAAAACGUCUGGAAUUCCCGUGUCAACUCCACAGCUUCAAUGGCAAAGGCCAUUGCCAAGGGAUCAGAUGCUCCUGGUGUCUUUGUAAAUAUAUCCGGGGUAAGUCUCUAUCCGCCAGCUGGUCCAGAUUCCCGUGAAAUCUUCGAUGAGAGCAGUCCAGGAGUGGAAUAUGACUUCAUGUCGCGCCUCUGCAUUGCUUGGGAAGCAGCUGCUGCUCUGCCGCCUUCAAGCGACUGGCGUGGAAUCCGGCUGCGUACUGGAGUGGUCCUUGGGCGCCAAGGAGGAAUGAUUGGGAACAUAUUCCUGCCAUUCUACCUAGGUCUAGGAGGUCCUGUAGCUUCUGGACUUCAGCCGCUGCCUUGGAUUCACAUUGAUGAUCUCUGUGCAAUUAUUCUGCUUUGCCUCACGCGCAACGACAUAACUGGCCACAUCAAUGCCGUAGCACCCCACAUAGUAUCAAAUGCCGACUUUUCUCGAGCCUUUGCCAAAGCCCUCAGACGUCCUGCUGUGUUUAAGGUGCCAGAACUCAUUCUUAAUAUCCUAUUUGCCCGCGAAAGAGCCGUUCUGCUCACGGCAGGUGCUCGAGUGGCUUCCAAACGCCUCCCAGAAUUGGGCUAUAAAUUUCAGUAUCCACAAAUUGAGGAUGCCUGUAUGCAAUUGGCAGAAAGGAAGCGAUAAUUCGAACUUUAUCCAAUGCUUGUGCUUAUUUAUUGUCUAUUUAUUGUAUUUUAGUUGAAUAAAUGGAUUUCCAAUGGC
Molecule: messenger RNA, 1015 nt
Organism: Phlebotomus papatasi
Lineage: Eukaryota; Metazoa; Arthropoda; Insecta; Diptera; Psychodidae
Product: epimerase family protein SDR39U1
Exons: 3
Coding region: 32-937 (301 amino acids)
Source: RefSeq, a predicted model, not a curated record